GUGGAGGAGGCAGGGGUGGAGCAAGCUUUGGUCAAGAUCAAAAACCUAAAAAAGAAUCAAUACUAGAUUUAUCAAAAUAUAUGGAUAAAAAAAUACGCGUAAAAUAUAAUGUUAUUGGAUCAUUAAAAGGUUAUGAUCAAUUAUUGAAUCUUGUACUUGAUGAAACAGAAGAAUUAUUAAGAGAUCCUGAGGAUAAUAGACUUUCAAAUGAGACAAGAUCACUUGGUUUAGUAGUUUGUCGUGGACCUGCUGUAAUAUUAAUAUCACCAGUUGAUGGAAUGGAAGAAAUUCCAAAUCCAUUUCUUCAACAAGAAUAA
This is a messenger RNA of Entrophospora candida, 317 nucleotides long. The record is from the annotation of a GenBank genome assembly. Lineage: Eukaryota; Fungi; Glomeromycota; Glomeromycetes; Entrophosporales; Entrophosporaceae.